AUGGACAGACCCCGCUUUACCCUGGAGACAUUUGAUGGCCGUAGAGAGGAUUUGAAUGCAGCCGCGAAGGAGGCAGCUGGGGAGGACCAUGGACGGCCACCCUUCGAGUCCCAAUUCCAACGAGAAGCCCCUUCCUUCAGCUCGGUUGGGGUGAAUUUGUUGCUUUUCCAAAGACCUAACAAACCGGGUGACUCAAAUCGCUUCAAGAUGCCCCGUAUUUUUAAAGCCGUGGCUGAAGGAGAUCCUGAACCACUCAAGGGCCUAAGUGAUUAUCUGCGGAAAACGUCCAACGUUCUCACCAACAAAAACUAUAUAGAUGAGAAGACAGGCAAGACCUGUUUGAUGAAGGCCUUGCUCCAUUUGAAAGACGGGAAGAACCCCACCAUCUCUGAGCUCUUGAAGAUAGACAAGGAGACCCAAGAACCAAAAUCAAACGAGUCUUUGGUAAACGCCGCUUGUACUGACCGCUACUACAAAGGCCAAACAGCUCUCCACAUCGCCAUUGAGAAGAAGAACUUAGAUCUUGUGAAGCUCCUGGUGGAGAAUAAGGCUGAUGUCCACAAUGCGGCUUCUGGUUUAUUGUUCCAGCAGGGCUACAAAGAGCUUCACUUUUAUUUCGGUGAAUUUCCUCUCUCCUUGGCUGCUUGUACCAACCAGUCAAAAGUGGUCAUGUACCUCUUGGAUAACCCUCACCAGAAGGCCAUGCUGGAUAAACAGGAUUCCAUGGGCAACACCGUCCUCCAUGCACUGGUGAUGGUGGCCAACGACACGAAGAAGAACACCAAGUUCGUGGUCAACAUGUACGACAAGAUCCUGAGGAAAGGGGCCGAGAUUGACCCUUCCUGCAAAUUGGAAACGAUUAAAAACAAGGAAAAGCUGACCCCUUUAACGCUGGCCGUCAAGACUGGGAAAGUCAAGAACCGGUACAAAAUCGUGGCCCUGGAGCCUUUGAACAAGCUACUUCAGCACAAGUGGGAAUUCUUCAUUAAAAAAAGGUUUCUCUUCAGUUCAUUCCUCUAUCUGACUUUCAUGGUGAUCUUCACAUGCACUGCUUACUACGGGCCACCAAAGGAUGAGCCUCUUGUUCCAACAACAGUGACAUUCCAGAACAUAUUAAGACUUCUUGGAGCUGUGAUUGUUUUAAUUGGUGGCAUUUAUCUCUUCGUUGCUCAGAGUGUUCAGUUCUGGAGAAGACGGUCCACUCUGAAAAGCCUUGCAAUGGACAGUUUCUUUGACAUACUCCUGUUUCUGCAGGCGCUCGCCAUCCUGGCCUCGUCCGUGAUGUUCGUUGCAAAGUUGGAAGAUUACGUGGUGCCCAUGGUGUUCGCCUUGUUUUUGGGCUGGGUGAACCUGCUCUACUACACCCGCGGUUUCCAGAAUUUGGGAAUCUCCAUCGUUAUGAUCCAGAAGGCUGUCUUGAGGGACCUUUGGCAUUUCCUGAUUGUGUAUGUCGUCCUCCUCUUUGGCUUUGCAGCAGCUCUCACCGUUCUCACCGGGGGCGCUUCCCACUCGGCCUACAACGCGUCUCUCCCGCUCAGCGAUGACUCUAAAGACCAGGCCGUGUAUUCGGGGCUACCUCAGACUGUCCUGCUGCUCUUCAGGAUCACCAUCGGCAUGGGCGACCUGGAAUACCAGGAGAACUUGAAGUACAGCAACAUUGCGAUGCUGUUGGUCCUCCUUUUUAUCAUCUUGACUUACAUCCUCUUGCUCAACAUGCUGAUUGCUCUGAUGAGCGAAACGGUCACCAAAGUCUCCGAUUACAGCCAGAGCGUCUGGCAGUUGCAGAGAGCCAUCGCUAUUCUGGAAAUGGAGAAAAACUGGAUCUGGUGGUGGAAGAAAUGCGAGAAAGGCAGCCGUUUCCUCACCAUCGGCCCUGAGGACAAGAAAGAUCAGAAUAGGUGGUUUUUUCGAGUAGAAGAGCUACACUGGAAAAAUUGGACUAAAAAAUCCGUCCUCCGAGAAGAACCCAUGGAAAUCAAGUCUCUGGACGAGACAUUAGUGUUCGAAAAAGGGAGCGUGGUGACCCAAGCUAUGCCCCGCGUGUCUUCUUCGGGGGAGCAGGAAGAAGAAAAGGAUGAGACGGUGGCGAUGAAGGACUUAGGGCCGCAGGAGGAGAGGAGUCGCCAGGAGGGAAGGACGAGUGAACAGAUUUGCUUAAUGGAGGACGACUGUUGAGUGCAUCUCCGUUAAAGCAGCAGAGAAGUUCCCUGUGGGGAUGAAAACCAGCACCUUCAGAGAUUUCUUUCUUUCUUUCCUUCCUUCCUUUCUUCCUUCCUUUCUCUCUUUCCUUUUCCUUUUUCUUUCUUUCAGCAGGGGGUUGGACUAGAAGACCUUCAAGGUCCCUUCCAGCUCUUAUUCUAUGUUCUAUGUUCUCUUUCUUUUUCUUUCA
Molecule: messenger RNA, 2389 nt
Organism: Ahaetulla prasina
Lineage: Eukaryota; Metazoa; Chordata; Lepidosauria; Squamata; Colubridae
Product: transient receptor potential cation channel subfamily V member 1-like
Exons: 14
Coding region: 1-2175 (724 amino acids)
Biological process (GO): calcium ion import across plasma membrane
Cellular component (GO): membrane
Molecular function (GO): calcium channel activity; protein binding
Source: RefSeq, a predicted model, not a curated record